CAGGUUUUGCAGAACAGGCGAAGGCCAGUGUGGUUAGAAAUGAGUGAGCUGGGGUGGGUGUGAAUCUUGUAGGCCACGACAAGGAGCUUGAUUUUUUUUUCUUCUUCUUCUAGGAGUAAUGGGAAUGUGUUGAGUGAGUAUUGAACCGAAGAGUAAUGUGGCUCAACUGCCUUUUGAAAGGACAUGUAUGGUGUGGAGGAUGGACUUUGGGCAAGGGAGGAAGAGUGGAAGCAGGGGGGUUAUUGCAAGACACCAGGAAGCUACUGAAAUAAUUCAGGUGAGAAAUGAUGGUUGUUUGAAUCAAGGUAGCAGUGCUGGAGGUGGGGAGAUGUGGUUGGAUUAUGGGUAUAUUUUGAAGAUAGAGUCAACAGGAUUUGCUAAUAAUGGACCACAUUUUCCUUUGCUCAUUUAGCUCCAGGAACUCCUUCACUUACACCCCCUAGCGGGCUCCAACAUCCUCACUGGAAGGCUGAGUUACAAGGGCAGAUCCCAGGGACACAGCUAAAUUGGGGAAUUCCUAGGUGUUGUUGGACAAAAGAAUUUAAGACUCAUUAGCCAGGCAGCCGGGCACAGUGGCUUAUGCUUGUAAUCCUAGCACUUCGGGAGGCUGAGGCGGGUGGAUCACCUGAGGUCAGGAGUUUUUGAGACCAGCCUGGCCAACAUGGUGAAACCCUGCCUCUACUAAAAAUAUAAAAAUCAGCCAGGCGUGGUGGCACAUGUCUGUAAUCCCAGCUACUUGGGAGGCUGAGGCAGGAGAAUCACUUGAACCCAAGAGGUGAAGGUUGCAGUGAGCUGAGAUCACACCACUGCACUCCAGCCUGGGCGACAGAGCGAGACUCCGUUUCAAAAAUAAAAUAAAAUAAAAGACUUAUUAGCUGGGCAUGAUGGCGUGCACCUGUAGUCCCAACUACCUUGGAGGCUGAGGUGGGAGGAUCACUUCAGCCUAGGAGGUCAAAGGUGCAGUGAGCUGUAAUUGUGCCACUACACUCCAGACUGGGUGAGAGGAGAGACCCUGUCUCAAAAAAAGGAAAAGAAAAGAAUUUAAGACUCAGGCACUAGGUCUUCCAUCAUUAUCCCAUUUAAUGGGCAGGGCCUCUGCAUGCUAUCUCCUUACCCUGUCUGGCUUCCAUGGACUCAAUUAUUUAUUAGGUCCCUGUUUGUCCAAAUGGGUGUGUCUGUGGCCCCAGGGGUGUGUUGGCAACACCCAAAACAGUCUUGGGUGUUUGGUAUUUGUAUAUGAUACAAGUGAGGGGGCAGCAAAACCUGGGGGUACCAAGUCCUCAGACCCAGGCCAAUCAUUUAUUCCUGUUUCUUUACACAAAACACAGUGGGAUCAGACCUGAUACCACAGGAAAUGCAUAUACACAUUUUGGCCCCAGGUUGGGCAUUUCUGGAGAGCCUGGGAAAGGCCAGGCUAGUCUUACAAAUACUCUUAUGCCAGCAGGGGGUGGGGGAAGCAAGUAGGGGAGUAGGUGACCGGUAGGGUCUGGAGUCAGCAGGCCUUGUUCUGUUUGUGUUGUGCUGCAGUGGGGGAUGCAUUAUAAAUGCAACCAGCCAGAGGGCCCCUGGCUUCAGAACCUAGGACUGUACUGCUUCUGAGAUUCUAUGCAAGCCUCAUGGAAAUGAAGCUGCCAGGCCAGGAGGGGUUUGAAGCCUCCAGUGCUCCUAGAAAUAUUCCUUCGGGGGAGCUGGACAGCAACCCUGACCCUGGCACCGGCCCCAGCCCUGAUGGCCCCUCAGACACAGACAGCAAGGAACUGGGAGUACCCAAAGACCCUCUGCUCUUCAUUCAGCUGAAUGAGCUGCUGGGCUGGCCCCAGGCGCUGGAGUGGAGAGAGACAGGCAGCUACUCUGCAUCUCUGCUCCCGGACAUGGGAGAAAUGCCCCCAAUAACACUGUCUGCCCACCUUCAUCACAGGUGGGUACUGUUUGAGGAGAAGUUGGAGGUGGCUGCAGGCCGGUGGAGUGCCCCUCAUGUGCCCACCCUGGCACUGCCCAGCCUCCAGAAGCUCCGCAGCCUGCUGGCCGAGGGCCUUGUACUGCUGGACUGCCCAGCUCAGAGCCUCCUGGAGCUCGUGGAGCAGGUGACCAGGGUGGAGUCACUGAGCCCAGAGCUGAGAGGGCAGUUGCAGGCCUUGCUGCUGCAGAGACCCCAGCAUUACAACCAGACCACAGGCACCAGGCCCUGCUGGGGCUCUACUCAUCCAAGAAAGGCUUCUAACAGUGAGGAAGCCCCCCUGAGGGAACAGUGUCAGAACCCCCUGAGACAGAAGCUGCCUCCAGGAGCUGAGGCAGGGACUGUGCUGGCAGGGGAGCUGGGCUUCCUGGCACAGCCACUGGGAGCCUUUGUUCGACUGCGGGACCCUGUGGUACUGGGGUCCCUUACUGAGGUGUCCCUCCCAAGCAGGUUUUUCUGCCUUCUCCUGGGCCCCCGUAUGCUGGGAAAGGGCUACCAUGAGAUGGGACGGGCAGCAGCUGUCCUCCUCAGUGACCCGCAAUUCCAGUGGUCAGUUCGUCGGGCCAGCAACCUUCAUGACCUUCUGGCAGCCCUGGAUGCAUUCCUAGAGGAGGCGACAGUGCUUCCCCCAGGUCGGUGGGACCCAACAGCCCGGAUUCCCCCGCCCAAAUGUCUGCCAUCUCAGCACAAAAGGCUUCCCUCGCAACAGCGGGAGAUCAGAGGUCCCGCCGUCCCGCGCCUGACCUCGGCUGAGGACAGACACCGCCAUGGGCCACACGCACCCAGCUCGGAGUUGCAGCGGACCGGCAGGCUGUUUGGGGGCCUUAUCCAGGACGUGCGCAGGAAGGUCCCGUGGUACCCCAGCGAUUUCUUCGACGCCCUGCAUCUCCAGUGCUUCUCGGCCGUACUCUACAUUUACCUGGCCACUGUCACUAAUGCCAUCACUUUUGGGGGUCUGCUGGGAGAUGCCACUGAUGGUGCCCAGGGAGUGCUGGAAAGUUUCCUGGGCACAGCAGUGGCUGGAGCUGCCUUCUGCCUGAUGGCAGGCCAGCCCCUCACCAUCCUGAGCAGCACCGGGCCAGUGCUGGUCUUUGAGCGCCUGCUCUUCUCUUUCAGCAGAGAUUACAGCCUGGACUACCUGCCCUUCCGCCUAUGGGUGGGCAUCUGGGUGGCUACCUUUUGCCUGGUGCUGGUGGCCACAGAGGCCAGUGUGCUGGUGCGCUACUUCACCCGCUUCACUGAGGAAGGUUUCUGUGCCCUCAUCAGCCUCAUCUUCAUCUACGAUGCUGUGGGCAAAAUGCUGAACUUGACCCAUACCUAUCCUAUCCAGAAGCCUGGGUCCUCUGCCUAUGGGUGCCUCUGCCAAUACCCAGGCCCAGGAGGAAAUGAGUCUCAGUGGAUAAGGACAAGGCCAAAAGACAGAGAUGACAUCGUAAGCAUGGACUUAGGCCUGAUCAAUGCAUCCUUGCUGCCGCCACCUGAGUGCACCCGGCAGGGAGGCCACCCUCGUGGCCCUGGCUGUCAUACAGUCCCAGACAUUGCCUUCUUCUCCCUUCUCCUCUUCCUUACUUCUUUCUUCUUUGCUAUGGCCCUCAAGUGUGUAAAGACCAGCCGCUUCUUCCCCUCUGUGGUGCGCAAAGGGCUCAGCGACUUCUCCUCAGUCCUGGCCAUCCUGCUGGGCUGUGGCCUUGAUGCUUUCCUGGGCCUAGCCACACCAAAGCUCAUGGUGCCCAGAGAGUUCAAGCCCACACUCUCUGGGCGUGGCUGGCUGGUGUCACCUUUUGGAGCCAACCCAUGGUGGUGGAGUGUGGCAGCUGCCCUGCCUGCCCUGCUGCUGUCUAUCCUCAUCUUCAUGGACCAACAGAUCACAGCGGUCAUCCUCAACCGCGUGGAAUACAGACUGCAGAAGGGAGCUGGCUUCCACCUGGACCUCUUCUGUGUGGCUGUGCUGAUGCUACUCACAUCAGCGCUUGGACUGCCUUGGUAUGUCUCAGCCACUGUCAUCUCCCUGGCUCACAUGGACAGUCUUCGGAGAGAGAGCAGAACCUGUGCCCCUGGGGAGCGCCCCAACUUCCUGGGUAUCAGGGAACAGAGGCUGACAGGCCUGGUGGUGUUCAUCCUUACAGGAGCCUCCAUCUUCCUGGCACCUGUGCUCAAGUUCAUUCCAAUGCCUGUGCUCUAUGGCAUCUUCCUGUAUAUGGGGGUGGCAGCACUUAGCAGCAUUCAGUUCACUAAGAGAGUGAAGCUGCUGUUGAUGCCAGCAAAACACCAGCCAGACCUGCUACUCUUGCGGCAUGUGCCUCUGACCAGGGUCCACCUCUUCACAGCCAUCCAGCUUGCCUGUCUGGGGCUGCUUUGGAUAAUCAAGUCUACCCCUGCAGCCAUCGUCUUCCCCCUCAUGCUGUUGGGCCUUGUGGGGGUCCGAAAGGCCCUGGAGAGAGUCUUCUCACCACAGGAACUCUUCUGGCUGGAUGAGCUGAUGCCAGAGGAGGAGAGAAGCAUCCCUGAGAAGGGGCUGGAGCCAGAACACUCGUUCAGUGGAAGUGACAGUGAAGAUUCAGAGCUGAUGUAUCAGCCAAAGGCUCCAGAAAUCAACAUUUCUGUGAAUUAGCUGGAGUAGGAGUCUGGGAGUGGAGACCCCAGGAAACAGCAUGAGUUCACAGGUGCUUACUCAGGAAUUCAGGACAUUUUUGGCCUUUGGCUUAACUUCCAGAUGCUCAGUCGGCUUGGGGAAGGACUGAAGGGCAGCUACCAAGACCUCAGUUACCUCCUGACCUGAGGGUGGAGAGUGGCAGGAAGCAAGCAUGUUUGCUGUGCACUUAGGAAAGGCUGGUGAGCCAGAGGGACUGAUCAGGCUCCAUUCACUCUCUACUCAUUAAAAGGUCCUGAGCCACAAAGCGCUUCCCAUUUUGAACUUUCUGUCCUCACAGAUUCUCUUUGAUAGAAUCUAAGGGCCAUCAGGGAAUGCUUUUCAGCUUGCAAAAAGAAAAAGCCAGUCUUUCCAGAAUAAGUAUUCAUCUGUUUGAAAUAGUUUUUUACACAUAUAAAAAUAAUCUUUGGCUGGGUGUGGUGGCACAUGCCUGUAGUCCAAGCGCUUUGGGAGGCUGAGGUGGGUCCAGAGCAGCCUGAACAACAGAGUGAAACCUUGUUUA
Symphalangus syndactylus (siamang) is the source of this 5109-nucleotide messenger RNA. It is a transcript of the gene SLC4A9, whose product is annotated as solute carrier family 4 member 9. The record is from RefSeq and is a predicted model, not a curated record. Gene Ontology annotation, molecular function: monoatomic anion transmembrane transporter activity; sodium:bicarbonate symporter activity; solute:inorganic anion antiporter activity. Gene Ontology annotation, biological process: bicarbonate transport; regulation of intracellular pH; transmembrane transport. Gene Ontology annotation, cellular component: basolateral plasma membrane; plasma membrane. NCBI's taxonomy places the organism in Eukaryota, Metazoa, Chordata, Mammalia, Primates, Hylobatidae.